This is a messenger RNA of Clarias gariepinus (North African catfish), 1579 nucleotides long. It is a transcript of the gene higd1a, whose product is annotated as HIG1 hypoxia inducible domain family, member 1A. Gene Ontology annotation, cellular component: mitochondrion. The transcript is spliced from 4 exons. Bases 264 to 566 code for a protein of 100 amino acids. Gene Ontology annotation, biological process: mitochondrial respirasome assembly. NCBI's taxonomy places the organism in Eukaryota, Metazoa, Chordata, Actinopteri, Siluriformes, Clariidae. The record is from RefSeq and is a predicted model, not a curated record.
AAAACAAGAUGACAAGAUAACUUUGGCGCUGAGUUCGCUGUAAACCCUUUAGCACUCAGAAUCGCACCGCACUUGAACGUACCCGUGUAACAGACACUUUGCUCAAGGACGCGCUGUGUGCGUCAUUCCUAAGCCUGUGCGUCAUUGCGUCACUUCCUGUCGUGCGGUCACUGUGAAGCGGUUGUCACGCAGCGCAGGAGAAGCCGGUACACGGAGCAGCAGUUCGUGGAGGAGAAGCAGCACACAACCAAAGGUCCAGAGACAUGUCCACUGUAUCGUAUGAUGAGGACGUGGAGUCCAAGUUCAUCAGGAAGGUCAAGGAGAACCCGUUUGUCCCUGCCGGCAUGGCCGGGUUCUUCGCCAUCGUGGCCCACCGGCUGUAUAAGAUGAAGUCCAGGGGCAGUAUGAAGAUGUCGGUGCACCUGAUCCACAUGCGUGUGGCGGCGCAGGGCUUCGUGGUGGGAGCCAUGACCUUAGGUGUGGUCUACUCCAUGUACAAGGACUACAUUCUGAAGCCUGCUGAAGCUCAGAGAGCACUGGAGCAGAAGGCCCAGGAAAGCCCCUGAGAGACACUGAGAGCCCCUGAGCCUCACCCUCAGUCUAGUCUUAGUUUACUCUGGUUUCCUUUCUGCACUCAAGGUCUUCUGUAGAGACGACCUCACCUUUUUCUUAAACACGUUCCUUUACUUAGUUACAAAUGUAUAAACUUAUACAAUCUACAAGGGUUAUAAUUUAUAUUUAUAUAAUAAACAGAUUUCUAAGACCACACAGCAGUGUGCAGGCGGGAACACACUCGCCCUCAUCAACCUGACGCUAGCUUCAUGCUAAACUUCAUCAGCAGCGGUGUUGUGACCUCACAACUCCACACAAGCUCCAGGAUAUGCAAAUACAUGCCAAUGAUAAAAACAUACACUCUUAAAUAUAUGGAUUCCUUUCAGGGUUCUUUGGUUAAAGGAACCUUUAUGAUCUGCUCUGUCUAACACCUUUAAUGGUUUUUUAGCUAAUGCUUCUCAAACUGAGGGUUGUGGAUUGUCCCAACUCAUCUUGUGAGGUCACAAAAUACAGGCGGAUAUGCAGAUAUAUGCGGAUUACAAUAAUCACAGUGACCUGUCAGGUACAGAACAUGCCUUAUGUUUCUUUUUUUAUUAUUUGGAGAAAUAAAAAAAGUUUUUUAAAGCAUAUCUUGAAAUUUUUAAGGGUUCUUCUUAAAGUGGUUCCACUUGGAACCGUCUCAGUUACAGGCUCUACACAGAGUCUUUAAUCAAAAUUCACCUUAAUAUGGACAAAAAAAACUGGUAAACUGGUAAACCAACCACACAUGCUACACUAGUACAAGGUUAACAUGUACGGGUUACUGUUAUGUAAAGGUUACUGGAUAUAAAUGUAGGGUCUAAUUUGCAUACUUAUGCAUAUUUAAUGAGGAUGACGUUGUAGAGAUUAAAUAUUUUGCACACAGGCUAAAGUAAAUGUGUGUUAGUUUUAUGAUUAUUUUUGCUUGUUAUGUUUGUUUAUCCUGUUGGUUUAUUAGAAAUUGUAUUUUAAUAAAGAUAUGAGAAAAUAAAACACAACCUGUGUAAGU